Pelobates cultripes (western spadefoot toad) is the source of this 570-nucleotide messenger RNA. Lineage: Eukaryota; Metazoa; Chordata; Amphibia; Anura; Pelobatidae. The record is from the annotation of a GenBank genome assembly.
AUGAGUGAAGUGUCUUUUCCACGUAAGCGUCUGCACAGGAACUUUACAUCAGAAACCAUUGCCAAACGCAGUCGUGCCUUUGAACAGUUCUUGUGCCAUGUGUCAUCAAUGCCUUCUCUGCGCUGGUCCCCUCAUUUCGUGGGGUUCUUUUAUUUGAAAGAAACCCAGAAAGCUCAACAACUCACUCGCACAGGACUGUAUAAUAUAGCACUUCCACUUUGGACAAAUAUUUGGCGCCUUCAAGACAAGCUUUGUCCACUAGAGCCCAGUACUCACCGGCUGCUUGUGUUGGCAGGACUGGUAGUUUGUCACCAAGAGAUGGACACUUUAGUAGAAGCGCAAAUGUACAGUGAACAAGCAGUAGGACUUUUGAAGGAGGUAAUGGACCCUAACUGCCCUUGGCUAAUGCCUUUUCUAAAUGCUCAUAUUCAGCUGUCAUGGAGAGCUGGAAAAGACAAGAGAGAUUCAGAGGCUGCCUUACAAAAGUUACAAGAGGCUGGGCAUACUACACAAAAUGUUCCCAGUCUGAAAGAAGUUCUCGUUCGAGAGACUGUAAAUCUGAGUGUUUAA